AUGCACAGCAAGUUGAAGACUUUGGCAAGGGCUGGCAGGGAUGGUCUGCAAAAGGCUUACAACCAGUGCAGGACUCAUGAAGAGAAGAGGGCUUUCUUUUAUGACAAGUACUUGCUUGACCCAGAGGUCUCUGAGAAGACUGUCCUGAAAAAGGACACACAGGAGAGUGUUGUCACUGAGGACAACAUCGAUGAUUGGUUCACUGCUGAGCAGGUGGCCAAGUUCAAAGGCAUCGAACCCGGAGUUGAAAAUUUCAAGGAGCUUGUGAGAGCCUCAGUGAAGGAUUUGCCAGAGAGAGACUAUGAAGAUGAAAACCUGGCUGCUUUGGGUCUCAAGCAGUACCACUACCAGACCACCAAAACAAAGACCCAAACCCUCAAGAGAAAGGGUCUGGAACUCCAGGAGCAGGUUGGUGAAGUCAGCACAGAGGACUUCACAGACAUGCGAGCUGCAAUGAAUCCCAGCACAGGGCAAAGGAUGAUUGGCAGCUCCAGCUCUAAGCAGCAGAAGCAAAUAGGGGACAGGGAGUCUAGCCUGCAAAAGGCUACUGAACUGAAUCUCGAAGUGAAUUGGACGCAGGCCUACAAAGACAACCAGAAGAAGUGCAAAAGCAGUCUUGGCAGCAUGGCAGCUGAGUUGCACAACUGCGACACCUUGCUGGGGAAAAUAGCUGCUUUGCCUGACGCCAGUGAGAUGAAACCUUUCCUGCAGAAGCAGGUCCAAGCCCAGAAGCAGUGCUUGGAGGAUGAGGCUGAAGCGGAAGAGAAGCAGGAUGGCUUGUCUGCCCUGGCUAACAACAUGGCUACCUUCCUCAAAGCCUGGAAGAAGGAGCUCUCUGCACACAAGAAUUUCUUGGAGCAGGAGGCUUGA
Cladocopium goreaui is the source of this 870-nucleotide messenger RNA. NCBI's taxonomy places the organism in Eukaryota, Dinophyceae, Suessiales, Symbiodiniaceae. The record is from the annotation of a GenBank genome assembly.